CUUUGUUAAAUAUAGGUAGGUUUUUUUAGGGUUAAUGCCGCCUCUAAGAACUGACAGUUUGGAUCGAGAAGAUUUGUGAUAGAGGGUUUGCGUGUGAAUGACGGCUCCGGCGGAGUUGCCGCCUCCACCUCCGAUCAAGGCUUGGUCGGGGAAACCAUUCGUUGAUGUUGUUGCUAAUACAUCUUCUGGUUCUAUUUCGGCUAAAGUCCCAUCACGUUUCAAAGGAUUACCUGCCGUCACUUUCCCGGAUAGUGAUGUCAGUAUCCUGGCUGAGCGGCACAGAAGAUCAUUGAUCAGCUAUUUCUACAGGGGUAGACCGAGCUUGGAUUUCAUUCGUAAAGCUUUGGAGGCUAUAGGUUUUAAGGGUUCUUUUCAUUUGGGCGUCCUGAAAAAAAAAGCACAUUGUUAUAAGGUUUGAUUCUGAUGAUGACUACUUUCGCUGUUGGAAUCGGCAGAAUUGGAACAUUAGAGGUUAUGAGAUGCGCGUGACCAGAUGGACCCCGGAGUUUCGCCCCAAUGUGGAGUCUCCGGUGGUUCCUGUUUGGAUUUCUAUGGAAGGGUUACCUCUACAUCUCCAAGAUAGGAGAGCACUGUUUGACAUUGCAGCUCAUAUUGGUGAGCCAUUGAGGAUUGAUAGUGCUACAGCUAAUCUGUCCCAGUGACAAAUCUGUCCCAGCCGUCACUGGCCCGGGUUUGCAUUGAGCUGGAUGUCACCCAGGAGUUACCACGGAAGGUGUGGAUUAAUUGUGGUAAAAUUGGCUUUGCUAAGCCGAUCAUUUAUGAGUACGUGCCAGAAUACUGCUCGUUCUGGUUGCAUUUAGGGCAUUCUCACUCCAAAUGCCCUAAACGAAAUCCCAGUAGUUCAAGUUGGAAAGGAUGAGCGUCCUACUCGAGUGCAUGUAUUGAAAGACAAAUGGGUGGAGAAAAAAAGGAUGAGCAGCCUAAACAGACUAGAUACACACGACAUGAGAAAGGAAAAGCAAUUAUUACACAUUCUACAUCUACUAUGGCUGCACAGACUGCUAAUCAAUGUAAAGAACUUAUGGUAUUGAACUAGCCAUCAUCUUCAACUAUGGAGGCAGUUCAGUGUGACGAUGACACUGAUACUGAGGAAGUCUUUCACGAGAUACCCCCAGUUGCAAGGCAGCAGGCGGUUACUAGUACUGAAGGUCGUACGAGUCAAUUGGAAGGGGAUGCUUCUUCCAAAGAUAGAAUUGACAUGGCAAGCUGAAAACAUCUCUUGCAGAAGCAGGUCUCGGGGAUUCUGCACAUUAAAAAUAUUGUUAGUAAUAGUGAUGAUUUGCAGAUUAAGAAGAUGCAAAAGGCCCUUGAAUUUGAUCCUAUAUUAGCUUCUAAGGAGUACUCGUCUGACAAGGAAGAUAGCAGGCCUAUUGUAAUUGGUGAUUGGGAAGUUGGAUGGGAUGCCAUUACUACCAAAGUGGAUGCAAUGGCCAAGCGGCUUGAACUGGAAAUUGAGGAUCUCACUCUAGAUCAAUCUGGGCAGGCAGCUCUGAGGAAAAGGAUCUGACUGAUCCCAUUUUACCUUGUCAGGCAACUGAUACGGAGGCCCAUGCUGAGGAACUUGUGACUCAGGCAGUGACUGAGGAGGUUCAGGCUCUGGAUCAGUCUUGCCAGGCAACUGCUGAACAGGUUCAGGGUGUGCAAAUUGGGAAUGAGACAGUUCCUGAGGAAUUCAUAGAAGUAGUCAGCAAAAGGAACAAAAGGAAGAAUACCUUUGCACCUCCCAGAGUUUCUAGAAAUGCUGCAAAAAGGAAAGAAGGAUCAGUUUUGUCAGUUUCUGUGCAAAUGGACACUAAGCUGGCUUCACAAAAUUUCCCUAACCCUGCCUUAUGAAUUGUUUAUUCUGGAAUGUAAGGGGAGUUGAAUCUGCCACAGCUAGGUUAGUUUCUCUAACAAAGCAAUGGCAGAUUCAAAUUCUAGCUAUUAUUGAACCAAUUAUCGAUUACUCUAAAGCAGAUUCUUUCAAGCAUGCUUUUGGUUUUUCUAGAGUUUUAUCUUCUAAUCUAAAUAAAAUCUGGGUUUUCUGGGAUCCCAAUGAGGUGGAUAUUUCCGAUGUCUCUUUUCAUGGCCAAUUUACUCAUUUGAGAUUUAAGAGAGGGAAUGUGGAAGGCUGGUUUACAGUAAUAUAUUGAAAACACAACUAUAUUGCUAGAAGAGACUUGUGGGAAUCUCUGGUGGCCCUGUCCAGGAAUAUGCAUGAUCCCUGGCUUAUAGGUGGAGAUUUCAAUGCUAUAGCUGCUCAUAAUGAACAUCAGGGGAGAUCAAUGCCUCAUCUUAAUAGUAUGAUGGAGUUUUCUAACUGUGUGGCAGCUUGUGAUCUUAUUGAACCUAAUUAUUCUGGCCCUACCUUCACUUGGGCUGGGGUUAGGUCAAAUGGAUGGGUAUGGAGGAGGCUGGACAGGUAUUUGAUCAAUAGCAGAUGGAAUGAUUUAUUCAAGAGAAUUCAGAUAGAUAUUUUGGACAAAACCCCAUCGGAUCAUACUCCCAUUCUUAUCAGAUGCUCUACUGAGGAAACUAAAGGCCCUAGAUCCUUCAAGUUCCAUAAUAUGUGGCUAAAACAUCUUAGUUUUCUGGAUACUGUGCAAAAAAGCUGGAGUAAAAGCCCAAGUGGAGGAGGGAUGAGAGGCUCGGUGUACAAACUGCAAUGCCUUCAAAAUGACUUGAGACUAUGGAAUAAAGAAACAUUUGGGAAUAUAUUUGAGGAGAUUAGAAAGUGUGAAGAUCAAGUUAUGCAGGUUGAGAAAAGCUUCAUGGAGUGCCAAUAACAGAGAACACUGGAACCACCUCAGAGCUCUCUUAUCUCUAAACUCAACCUGGAAAGAAAAUAUUGGAAACAAAAGGCCCAAGUUAGAUGGCUUAAAGAAGGUGAUGCUAAUACAAAAUACUUUCAUUCUUUUGUGAAAGUAGGACAUAGGAGGCAGAGUAUUAAUGCCAUUCCAAAUGAAACCGGUAUGGUAGUAUCUUCUUUACCUGACAUUGGGAAAGCUGCUAUUGACUUUUAUUCCAAGCUCUAUUCUGUUGCCCCUGAAACUGACUCUGAGGAUGUUCUACAAUUUAUUCCAAACUUGGUUACAGAGGAGCUUAACUAUCAUUUAAUGGAAUUACCACAAGAGCAAGAGGUUAAAUAGGCUGUUUGGAAUCGUAAUCAAAAUGGGGCACCGGGACCUGAUGGAUUUAAUGGGAAGUUCUUUAAAAACUGUUGACAUAUUGUUGGGGCUGAUUUGGUGAAAGCUGUGCAAGAAUUUUUCCCGGGCAUUAAUAUUCCUAAAGAGGUCUCUAGUAGUUUGAUUGUGCUAAUACCUAAAAUUAGCAAUCCUUCUACUUUUGGAGAUUUUAGGCCCAUUUGCCUUUCUAACUUUGUGGGUAAGGUUUGUACUAAGGUGUUGGCUGAUAAUACAAUUUCUCCUCAGAUCUAUACAACUCCAAUCGCGUCUAGUAUAAGGGAAUGAUCAAGUACAUUAAUAUCGACCAUGGAUUUAAACAAUAAUUGGAUAAUUGAUACUUCGUAUUUGACAAUUGUGACAUUUAUAAAAGCAGAAAACAGUUUUAAAACAUCACAAGAACAAGAGCAAGGUCAAGAGGAGCUGCAAUGGGGGAUUGGGGGAAAUCGAUCCUAUUUGUCUCCUCUUUUUUCUUCCCUUCUUUUAUUCUUGUUUCGCUCUAAUAAUGAACAUAGUUUUGUUUAAUCAGUAUUUUUAGUUAUAUAUAUAUGUUUAUCAGCAUAUGUAUAGUUCUCUUCUUUUAUUUCAAGUGGCGGAGUGUCGCUUGGCAAGAUGAUAUUUCUCCACCAUCAUUGAUCGAAUGUUCUUGUGAGUGCUAAUCAGAGAGCUUUGGAUUGACUUUGUUGAAAUAUAGCAUAUAAACUACGGAGUAAGAAACAAUAUUUGAGAGGAAAGGAUUUUCUGUGUAUUUCAUUAGUUGUGUAAGUCCCUAUAAAUAUACAUUUCAAAUAAAAUAUUCCUAUACAAGAUUCUAUACAAUAAUAAUAUCCUAAAC
This is a messenger RNA of Cuscuta epithymum, 4017 nucleotides long. The record is from the annotation of a GenBank genome assembly. NCBI's taxonomy places the organism in Eukaryota, Viridiplantae, Streptophyta, Magnoliopsida, Solanales, Convolvulaceae.